Xyrichtys novacula (pearly razorfish) is the source of this 234-nucleotide messenger RNA. Lineage: Eukaryota; Metazoa; Chordata; Actinopteri; Labriformes; Labridae. The record is from the annotation of a GenBank genome assembly.
AUGCUAGAGGACACUUUGGGAAGUACUUCUUUCAAUACAACCUUGAAAGAAGAGCCUGAUAAUCAAGAGGACUACGGUUAUACUGAAUAUCCAGACACAAGUGAUGAAGAAACCGAGCUUGUUGACUUGAAAUCCCAAACCGAAGGUGAACUGUCAAGCCUAAGAGAGGAUGUGGCAGCUUGGGCUGUAGAAACAAAGCAGACUCACAGUAGUGUUAAUAAAAGGUCACAUUAA